Molecule: messenger RNA, 781 nt
Organism: Ruditapes philippinarum (Manila clam)
Lineage: Eukaryota; Metazoa; Mollusca; Bivalvia; Venerida; Veneridae
Exons: 5
Coding region: 1-633 (210 amino acids)
Source: RefSeq, a predicted model, not a curated record
AUGGAGGCAGGGCACGGAAAGGGUGCUCCUGAUGGGAUAGGAGCGGGACUGUUGAUGUUGAAAACAAGUGUUUCGGCUUUUGAAGUAAAAGAUGAAGACAUAACAAAUAUAGAGCGCAAGAUUCCUUCUACUAUUAUUUCUGUUCGAGAUACAAUGAAAAUCCACCAGGUUGUCAUUAAAGAUACUGGUUGUAUAGCAUCAAGACCACUGAGUUGUUUCUGUCGGGAUAAUUGUACUUGUUUUGACCCAGUAACAACAACAUUCUGUCUCCAGAACCCUGAUAAUACAGCGCAUCCACAGAACAAUGAAGAUAAUUCACCGGUACAGGAGAACAUACUUCAACUGCCAGCAUCAUUUGAUGAGUCGCUAGUUGACAGAUAUUGUGUUGUCAGUUAUGACAGUUGCCCAUAUCCUGGAAAGAUACUGGAUGUUGAUGAUACAAGUUUGGAGGUGUCUGCUAUGCACCGGAUUGGCACCAAUCGUUUUUUCUGGCCAAUGGUUCCUGAUGUUAUUUGGUAUGGCCACAACAAGAUGGUUACUAUGCUGGAGGGCGAACCAGAACUUGUUACAAGUAGACACCGUGCGAUUGACAAAAGAGUCUGGGAUGCAAUUGUGCUUAAAAUGAACUUAUAAGUCAAGAUUUCUGGAAACUAAAAGUAAAAGAAAGUUGAUGUGUGAAUGACCGUUUAUAACGUUUAAAAAUUGAUGAAUUGUUUUGUUCGUGAUUUAAUAAGUUAAUAAAACAUAGUGAGUUUUAAAGUAGUUAUAUUUAUUACAUUUU